GUUUUAGUCUGGUUUUCUUUCUCUGAAGGCGACUUGGGAGGUGUUCCACGAAAGCACCACUCAGAGGGAGCUGCAGGUGCUUGUUUAGGAGGUAACCCAGGAGACGAAGGAGGGAAAAAACUGACGACUUGUGAGACGAGAACAGAACAACAGCAAGACUGUGCUGGAGCACCGAAGAGUAAAACAUGACAGAGGUGACAUCGCCCACCUUCCACCUGUGUUCGGUCUCCUGUUGACACCUUCAGUAGGAUCAGGAAAUCCACUGCUAUGACCUACCUGGCUCACACAGGCCACGCCCAGUUUGGUGCUCUCGGGCUGGCCUGUUUGGGAUGGAUGCUCACCGGCGUGGCUCUUGGACUGAUCCAGUGGAGGGUGUGGCAGGUAUCGGACAGGGCGGUGAUCACCUCCGGUGUGGCAUGGGUCGGACUCUGGAGGGUCUGCUUCGCCAGCCACACCGUGGUGAGCGAGGGCUUCAAGGUUAUGUACUGCAGGUACAUCAUGCUCACCGAUUCCUUCACGCCACCUGAGAUUGCUGCAGGUCAGGUCCUCAUGCUCCUGUCUCUGCUGGUGGGGGUUUGUGGGAACGCUAGUGGUGUUUACUCCAUGAGGAUUGUCUACUUUGGGAUAGGUAAGAACUCUACGGUCCGCCGCGGCUUCAUCCUCACGGGAGUGCUGUGCCUCCUCGCUGCUGCGAUAUCGCUCGUGCCUCUCCUCUGGAAUCUGAGCGCUGUGGUGACCAAUCAGACCAUCGAGUUCCCGCCCGAGUUUAAACUCCCCCCAGCACCUGAAUCUCAGCACGUGGGAGGCGGCAUUGGUGUCGGGAUGGCAGGAUCGGUCCUGAUGAUUGUCUCUGGGAUUAUUUUCUGCACAUACCGAUUACCAAAGAGGCCUUUGAGAGAGCAGGUGCACCAGGAAAAUGACACCCGGGGGGAAGAUAACCCCACAUUUGAGUUUCAGGAACACUUGUGAGGAGUUUGUGUUUGAUAAAAUGGACAACAAAAAAAAGGUUUUUGCACAGACUUUACACUCGUUUCUUCCUUUUAACUCCUCAAAUGUUUACAGUGACUCAUCUAGUUUUAUAAUCUCAAGGAGGAUGACUCAUCUGCUGACAGCAAACACCCAUAACACCCUCACCUUCAUAUGCCUGAGAAGCAGGAAAAUGAAGAUAACAUGUUUUUUACAAAACAGACAACUCUUUAACUUAUGGUUUAAAAUUGGAGCCAAAAAAUCCCCCUUAUAGACAAAAGCUGUUAAGCUACUUUAAAAACUGCAUUGAUGCGUUAAUAACGCUCAUCUGCUAAAUAGCUGAAUGUAAAUGUU
Molecule: messenger RNA, 1320 nt
Organism: Pundamilia nyererei
Lineage: Eukaryota; Metazoa; Chordata; Actinopteri; Cichliformes; Cichlidae
Product: claudin-34-like
Exons: 2
Coding region: 268-969 (233 amino acids)
Cellular component (GO): membrane; bicellular tight junction
Molecular function (GO): structural molecule activity
Source: RefSeq, a predicted model, not a curated record